Messenger RNA from Ilex paraguariensis (yerba mate), 2955 nucleotides. Lineage: Eukaryota; Viridiplantae; Streptophyta; Magnoliopsida; Aquifoliales; Aquifoliaceae. The record is from the annotation of a GenBank genome assembly.
CUGCUUUAUCGAUCAAGUCAAAAACACCCUUGUAUUCCCCCGAAAACAAAGAGCCGCUGAAAAAGCUCGAGUUCAGACCCUGUUUUAACUGUAAUAACUACCAAUGUCCUCCUGGGUAUGUUCGCAUACACUCUCUCCCCUGUCUCUACCCCUACAAUCUUCACACUCUCUCUCUUCCCUCCAAACCCAACCACCACCACCUCUCCAAAACCACACUCCUCGACUCACCAGCACCUCUUGUACGACAACGACUCUCAUCCCCACCAAAACCCCAUCAAAACCCAUAUCAGAAACACGCUCUAAAGCCUCAUGGAUCGAAGCUCUUCGAUCCCAAACCCGUUCAAACCAUUUUUGGGAAGCCGUUUCUACAUACAUAGAAAUGACAGCGGCGGGCAUUCAACCGGACAACUUCGCUUUCCCGGCAGUUACGAAGGCCAUUACCGGCCUUCAAGACCUGAAUGCUGGAAAACAGAUUCACGGGUCUGUAAUCAAACUUGGGUACGAGUCAUCUUCGGUGGCUGUGGCUAAUACCCUUCUCAAUUUAUAUGGAAAGUGUGGAGAUAUUUUUGAUGUUUUCAAAGUGUUCGAAAGAAUUCCUCAAAAAGACCAAGUUUCUUGGAAUUCAAUGAUAAACGCAUUGUUUCGGUUUGAGGAGUGGGAAUUGGCAUUAGAGGGAUUUCGAGCCAUGCAAUUGGAGAUAAUAGAGCCUAGUUCUUUCACCUUGGUGAGUGUUGCGCUUGCUUGUUCUAAUUUAAAUAAGCGGGACGGGUUGAACCUUGGGAAGCAAGUCCAUGGGUAUAGUUUGCGAGUAGGCGAUAAUAAAACAUUUACUAACAAUGCUUUGAUGGCUAUGUAUGCCAAACUAGGUAGAGUUUAUGAUUCAAAAGCUAUUUUUGAGUUGUUUGCAAAUCGUGAUAUGGUUUCUUGGAAUACCAUUAUAAGCUCCUUCUCUCAGAAUGAUCAGUUUUAUGAGGCAUUGACAUUCUUUCAACUUAUGGUUUCUGAGGGACAUAAACCGGAUGGAGUUUCAAUUUCUAGUGUUCUCCCAGCAUGCUCGCAUUUGGAGUUGUUAGACAUUGGGAAGGAAAUUCAUGCUUAUGCUCUGAGAAAUGACGAUUUAAUUGGAAAUUCUUUCGUGGGUAGUGCUUUGGUUGACAUGUAUUGCAAUUGUCGACAGGUUGAAAUUGGCCGUCGAGUUUUUGAUGAUGUCUUAGAUAGGAAACUUGGUCUUUGGAAUGCUAUGCUUGCUGGUUAUACACAAAAUGGGCUUUAUGAGAAGGCCUUAGCACUCUUUAUGGAAAUGGUGGAGGUCUCAGGACUUUUUCCAACUCCCACUUCAAUGGCAAGUGUCUUGCCAGCUUGUGUUCACUGCGAGGCAUUUGCUGAUAAACAAAUUAUGCAUGGGUAUGUGGUGAAAUUGGGUUUUGGGAUGGACAGGUAUGUGAAAAAUGCACUUAUGGACAUGUACUCUAGGAUGGGGAAAACAGAUAUUUCAAGGUAUAUAUUUGACAGCAUGGAGAGUAGAGAUAUAGUUUCAUGGAAUACAAUGAUCACAGGUUAUGUAGUUUGUGGAUCACAUGAAGAUGCCCUUGUUCUUCUACAUGAUAUGCAACAAUUAGAAGGGAAGAAUGAUAAUUAUGAGGAUGAAGAAAGAGUUCCUUACAGACCAAAUUCAAUAACGCUCAUGACAAUCCUUCCUGGUUGUGCUUCCUUGGCAGCACUAGCAAAGGGAAGAGAGAUCCAUGCUUACGCGAUUAGAAAUGCAUUGGCACCUGAUGUUGCUGUUGGAAGUGCAUUGGUUGACAUGUAUGCGAAAUGUGGUUGCCUGAACUUAUCUAAGAGAGUUUUCGAUGGUAUGCCGUCCAAAAAUGUAAUUACAUGGAAUGUUAUCAUAAUGUCUUAUGGAAUGCAUGGCAGAGGAAAGGAAGCCUUAGAACUUUUUAAGAAUAUGGUGGCAGAAGGAGCACAAGGUGGGGAAGUUAAACCUAAUGAGGUUACAUUUAUUGCAAUUUUUGCAGCAUGUAGCCACUCUGGGCUGGUCAAUGACGGCCGGAACUUGUUCCACAAAAUGAAAGAUGACCAUGGUAUUGAACCUACAGCUGAUCACUACGCUUGUGUUGUCGAUUUGCUUGGUCGAGCAGGUUAUCUGGAGGAAGCAUAUCAACUUGUCAAUGAGAUGCCUCCAGAUUUUGACAAAGUCGGUGCUUGGAGUAGUUUUCUUGGUGCUUGCCGGAUUCACCUAAAUGUAGAACUUGGGGAAAUCGCAGCCAAUAAUCUCCUUCAAUUGGAGCCAGAUGUGGCUAGCCACUAUGUUCUACUCUCCAAUAUCUACUCCUCUGCUGGGCUAUGGGAAAGAGCAAUGGAGGUUCGGAAGAACAUGAAGGAAAUGCGGGUACAAAAAGAACCUGGGUGCAGUUGGAUUGAGUUUGGUGAUGUGGUACACAAGUUCAUGGCUGGGGAUGUCUCACAUCCACAAAGUGAGCAGCUUCAUGGUUUUCUUGAGAGUUUGUCUGAGAGGUUGAAAAAAGAGGGUUAUGUGCCUGAUACUUCCUGUGUUCUUCAUAAUGUCGGUGAGGAAGAAAAGGAGAAUCUGCUAUGUGGACACAGCGAGAGACUAGCAAUUGCAUUUGGUAUGCUCAAUACCCCUCCUGGUACUACCAUUCGGAUAGCCAAGAACCUCAGAGUUUGUAACGACUGUCAUGCUGCUACUAAAUUCAUCUCAAAGAUUAUGGAGAGGGAGAUCAUUGUGAGGGAUGUUCGGAGAUUCCAUCAUUUCAUAGAUGGAACUUGUUCAUGUGGGGAUUAUUGGUGAGAAAGUGCCCAACCCUUCCUUGAAAUUCAUUUACAGAUAUACCUACAGUCUUUUUGCUACCCUACCCCAUUGUUGUUCAUUGAUUGUAUUAUUAAGAAUGUUAAAUUAUCAAUCGUAACUUCUGAGGCAUGAAAGAAAUAUUA